GCGAAGAGUUGUUGAGUUUGAAGAAUGGGCCGUUCUCUUAGAGCCUCCGUGGAGCUCUUAUAGGUCAGUCAUCCAUGAAGCAGUCCACUGCAGUGAACCACAGCCAGUACAACCACCAGCCGAGCAGAGCGCAUGAUGGCACGAACCAGCGCACACCACAGACAGACGCACAGACCCGGAGGAUGGCCCUGGACCUACACCUGAAGCAGAUCAUCCUGUUCCUCCUGCUCGUGCCCGGCUUCACGUGCAGCAGGAUGUGUCUGGAUGAGCGCAACCUGACGGACGCGGUGCUUCGGAAGCUCCACAACCACUUCCUGCAGCCGCCGGCCCCACCUUUACGCACCGCAGAACAGGAGCCUGUCACCUGUCCCCUGGAUCUGUACCAGCAUCAGAGACCCUCAGAGGACCCGAGAACCAGGUCCCUGUCCCCCUGGAGAUACGUACAUAAAACCGACCCAGAUUACUUCCCGUCCUCCUACUACGAAGCCAAGUGUCUGUGUACCGGAUGCAUCAUGUUCAAAGACGACGUUCCGUACCAGAACCACAGCUUCAACUCCGUAGCCUUAAUGCAGACCCGGCUGUUCCUGAAGAAGGAACCGUGUGCAGGCGGAAAGAAAUACCGCCUGAAGCUGGAGGCCAAGAAGGUAGCAGUGGGAUGCACAUGUGUGAGACCCCCCAGAACCUUCUGAAGUGGACUCAUCCAGACCUGCUGACCUGUGGACAGCUACACUGCACGUUGUGUUUGUUUUAAAAUGCAUUCAGUUCUCUGGGGGGGGUUCCAUCAGGAGGUUAUAUGGGACCAGUUGGACCUCUGUGGUCUGGAAUGUAACACUAAUGUGGGGCUUAAGUUCUCAGCUUUAUGCUUCCUCAGGACCCAGAUUCACAAACAUACGUCAUAAACUCCUUUUAGUUCAGGUUCCACAUUCAGACCAAUAUGAUCUCAAAUGGUCAUAGUGUCAAAGUCAAAUUACAUUAUAGAAAUGUAAAGAACCUAAACAACCAUGAAAUAUAUUUUCAAAAAAUAAGUGUAAUUUCAACAAUAUUAUGUCUCAGCUUAUUAUUAACACAGUGGAUCUACAAAGACACAAAACAUUUAGUAACAGAAAGAAUAUGGUCAAAAUUGCACUUAUUUUUCUUCAGAAAUUUCAGAUUUCUCAUAUUUGUUCAGGUUAUUCAUAUAAAACUUGUCUGAAAGGCGGUAAAACAAGUCUAAAAUAUGGGAAAAACAUAUUAUUUGAUGGUUAAAUCAGAUUUAAAGUUGGCAAAAACAG
Messenger RNA from Sphaeramia orbicularis (orbiculate cardinalfish), 1271 nucleotides. RefSeq names its product interleukin 17c (gene il17c). Gene Ontology annotation, biological process: inflammatory response. The coding region runs from base 75 to 689 and encodes 204 amino acids. The record is from RefSeq and is a predicted model, not a curated record. NCBI's taxonomy places the organism in Eukaryota, Metazoa, Chordata, Actinopteri, Kurtiformes, Apogonidae. Gene Ontology annotation, cellular component: extracellular region. Gene Ontology annotation, molecular function: cytokine activity. The transcript has 4 exons.